Messenger RNA from Sycon ciliatum, 1599 nucleotides. Its product is annotated as transmembrane protein 205-like. Bases 63 to 752 code for a protein of 229 amino acids. The record is from RefSeq and is a predicted model, not a curated record. Lineage: Eukaryota; Metazoa; Porifera; Calcarea; Leucosolenida; Sycettidae. The transcript is spliced from 5 exons.
GAAGCCGGCCAUGUUUGAAGCGGUGAUAAUAAAACACGAUCGCACAGACGUAGAGCUAUCCCAUGGAAUACGCGCUGACCAUAAUGUAUUGUAGGCUGGCUGAUCAAUUGCAAUCAACUGCACUUAACAUCAGGAUGAAUGUUCUAAUGUGGCAAGUGACGCUCUCGACCGUACUCACAAGUAUCUUGAUCAUCACGGCGCUGAAAGCCGACACCGGAGACCAUGCGGCCGUCGUCAGUGGAGUUCACGGCUUCUGUUGCGCUCUGUGGCUGGGAACGGCGGCUUGGGGAGCCAUUUUCCAAGGUGUGAUGAUGCUGCAGCUUCUGCCCCGUCAUGACUUUGGUAAUCUUCAGUCACGUGUGAUCCCAGCCAUGUUUCAGUUUGGCAACCUUUGUAUGGGCUUGGCGGUACUGACGUUCCUGCAUCAGCAUCCAUUGACGUCAUUGAGCGGGCAAGAUUUCAAGCAGCUGUUCGUGAUGACUAUCAGUCUUCUCAGCUCCAUGAUCAACAAUGUGUGGUUUCUGCCGGAGGGCACACGCAUCAUGCACGUAUGUCACAAGAUUGAGAGAGACGUGGGCGAGGGACGGGCUAUACGCUAUCUGGAUAUGAAGAAAUUCGAGGGUGAUCACAAAUACCACAUGCUGCGCAAACAGUUCGCCUUCCACCACAGCGGAACGCAGCUGUCUGGGAUCAUAUCGUGCGCUUGCGUGGCCUAUCGAGUGGCCUACCUGUGCAGUCGCUCUGCUAUCUGACAUCCCAGCCCUACCACUAGUACCCCGAUACCACCUACUAGGAGAAUUCCAUGAGCAAUGCCGAUAGGAACUGGAUAGCAUAGAGAGCCCCACGAUAUUGCUGCAAGAUGUGUCUUAUUGCUGCUCCGGCUUCUACACCCACAGUCAAGUGAUAUUAUUAUUAGUGUUAUGUAGCAGCUGGUGUCACUGCACUAAUCCUCACCGGUCUCUAGAAGUUGCUUCUGUACAUGUACGUCCCAGUUCUCGGUGAUGACUAGACGCAUGUCCUAGCUGUUGGUCUGAUAGUGUCGGCAAGAAAAGAGAGCAUAGUCUACAAGUACCGUUCUGGAAAGUUUCGUGUAUGUUCGGUAUGGACAGAGAAGAAGAGCAGAAUUCGACGAAUUGCCACUCCCCCGAACUUUGUAUGGUUUGGUCGAUUAAUCCACUGCUUUCAAGCUUAUAGUUUGGCCGAUUAUCAAUUUUCUCGCCUAGAGCUAGCAUGUCCUGAGUCGACUCAGUUGUGGCUCAAUGGUUCACUUAGCAAUCACGUGAUAUGUUUUUGCUUUGCUACCAUUAGUGGUGUGUACUUCAACGCGUUAUGAAUUAUCAAGAGAAAAAAUACCCCCCCCCCCCCGAGUGUGGGGUCCAUUGCCUUUGGUUUUAUCAUGUGAUUCUGCAACGAUUCCAGAGGAACAAUUUGUUAAACUCGGAUGGAGAGCCAAGGAAUAAAAUCAGAAAAUGGAGAGGACCAUAGGCAUCAGGUUGUUGAACGUCAGUAUCACACCAGUCAGUUUUGUGCUAAUUGUAGCACAUUUUGACUCAACAGAAUUCUGCUUAUAGCUGUUAGUGUAUAGCUGUUAGUGGUGCG